Messenger RNA from Diplodia corticola, 2208 nucleotides. RefSeq lists its product as uncharacterized. Lineage: Eukaryota; Fungi; Ascomycota; Dothideomycetes; Botryosphaeriales; Botryosphaeriaceae. The record is from RefSeq and is a predicted model, not a curated record. The transcript has 2 exons. The coding region runs from base 1 to 2208 and encodes 735 amino acids.
AUGCUGGUUCGGAGAGCUUCCGGGGCUCUUUACAAACCUCUAUCACGGCCACAAACCACAUCCUCGGCAGAGAAGUCUCUGCCGGCACAUCGCAAUUCUUUCAUCAAAAGGAUUGGCCCUUACUCUUUGGGCAUCCUCGUUGUUGCUUUCAUCCUCAUGGCAAUAGCUCUCGCUUUCCUGUGUCACCUUUGGGUAGGUGACCGUAAUUCGAUCUCAUGGAGAUGGGUAAUACUCAACGAUUAUGUUGGGUCGGCGGUCGCACUUGCGGCUUUGGCUAUCCAGGUCUCUGUGUCCUCUUCGGGGGCUGUCGCAGUAUCGAUGCUCUCGUCACUAGCCAUGGAGAGAUGGGGCGUACCGCUCAGCCAGUCUCUGGCCAUCUCCACCAUGCGAUACAACAACUCAGGGCCCCUCCUCUCGCUAUGGAGUUUCGUACGGCAAGCCAGAAAGACUCAUGGGUGGAAAGCUGUCACCUUUUGCCUGCUGAUGGCGGUGAUUACAUUGGCAGCCAACUUCAGCUCCACCAUCCUGCUCUUUGACGUCCAUCCCGGCCAGAUUCAUGGCGUUCCCGAGAUGGUCGACGUCCCGCUUGGCUGGACAGAGGGCACAAGCAAGGAGCCCGCAACCUGGUAUCAGAACUUCAUGCUCCAAACGCCAUCCGCAUAUCAGACGUUUGCCGAGUGGUCCGACCCCCCCGAGCCGGCGGAGAACAUGUCGGACACGGGACCGUUGGUACGCGCUUUACUUCCCUUCGCCUCGGAACAGACGAGGACAAGCAUACAGAAUUAUGAAGGCCCUGCAAAAGUGUUUGAUGCCAGGGUUGCCUGCGUACGUCCAAACUUCGUCGACUCGACCUUCGUCGUCAAUUCCGACUUGGUCAACUUUACCGGACAGGUUGGCAUCAGCGCUCGUCCUCCGGGGCUAGACAGCCAGCGAGGAAACGGGGAUGGCGCUUCUCUCAACGGCUUCCCCUUGAUACCCUUCGAAUGCAGCGUCGGCUACGGCACGCAGAUAUGCCCGCUGGAGCGCGGCAGCGUAGACCUCGGCUUGAGGUCCUGGCUCUGGGAGUAUUUCAACUCGACGCAGAACGUCACCGCCAGUGCCUUCCUGUUUUUCGAGAGCCAAUACAUGCUGGACGCCUACAACGACACUUCCAACGGCACCUACCGGCCACUCUUCAACUACAACACCACAAAUCAAGGACAAGGGUGGAACUCCACCGGCGACGGGCCCUGGCUCAAUCUGCAGCCCACCAACUGGACGCUGAAACCGCCUUGCGAAGCCACCAACUCAUGCAGCCCGUCCUGCGAAGUGUUCAAGACCUGCGGCCGGCCCGGCCUGAACGCCUCCCUCUGCUUCGACGCCUUAUGGCCCGACAUGGACCUCCCCGUCCAAUUCAACGCCACCCAAAGCCGCACAGAGCCCAAGGUAACAAUCGACCCAACCACCAACCAGCUCGACCUCACCCCCGUCCGCCACCAACUCGGCGCCACGGGGCCCCGCCUCCGCCUCUCCCCCACGGCCCGCAACAUCCUGACCCUCUCCAUCUCCUCGGUCCGCGCCGCGCUCGACGCCCUCCGCCCGGCCGACCUCUCCCCUUCGCUCUCCGCCAAGCUCCUCGACGGCUCCUCCCUCUGGUUCACCCUCAACCCGGACUACAACGGCGGCGGCGCCACCUCCUGGACCUUCUGCCGCGACCUCCGGCGCGCGCAAUGCGCCUACGGCGGCGUCUACGACGCCAACACGUCGACGACGCUCGCCAGCGUCACGCAGGGCCUCCUCGCGCGCUCCAUCCUCGACGACGACGCGGGCCACGACCCCGCCGCCGCCCUCUCCGCCGCCCUCACCGUGCUCGCCCGCAUGCAGUUCUACGACGCGGCCGCGACUUUUGACUUUCCGCGCAGCGCGGCCGCGACGGCGUUCGUGACAAAGGCUUUCCCGCACGCGGCGCGCGGCCUGGCCGUCGUGGCGGGCGUGUGCGUCGCGCACGUCGCGCUCGUGGGCGCGCUGGCGCUGGCGUUCGCCCGGGGCACGGCGUGGUCGCUGCUGGACGCGGCGUGGGCGGCGGCGGCGCAGAUGCAGACGGAGGGCGUGGGGGAGAUACUGAGGACGGCGACGGCGAUGAGGGAUGGGGAUGUGGAGGGGAUGGUGGUCGGGGAGGCCGGCGGCGGGAGGGAGGGGGGGGGAGGCGGUUGUGCGGGUGAGGCAUAA